Macadamia integrifolia is the source of this 3719-nucleotide messenger RNA. RefSeq lists its product as uncharacterized. The transcript is spliced from 12 exons. Gene Ontology annotation, biological process: DNA-templated transcription. Lineage: Eukaryota; Viridiplantae; Streptophyta; Magnoliopsida; Proteales; Proteaceae. The record is from RefSeq and is a predicted model, not a curated record. The coding region runs from base 2397 to 2972 and encodes 191 amino acids. Gene Ontology annotation, molecular function: DNA-directed RNA polymerase activity; DNA binding.
CAGUCUCUGCUUCUAUUAGGUCAUUGAACUGUGGCUCUCCAAACAGAUUUUGUGGGUCCCAUAUGGCCUUGCGUGGAGCUAAUUCUAGAAUUGGUUAUUUUUUUCUGUGGGAAGGACUCCUUGGAGAAGAUUUUGCUUUAUUUAGUUUCUAUUUUUGUUUUAAAGAGAUAUAGGCUAGAUUGUAUUGGAUAGCUAAGAAUUAUUAGUUUCUAUUUUUCUGUACUAUUCCCCUAGUUACUUAUGUGGGACUUCUUUAGUUUCUUUAUUUAUUCGUCAUUACAGCACAUUAUAAGUUGUAACGAACCAGAGGUCCCCACAAUUUGGGAAAUUAAUGAAGUUUGGUUUAAAGCCAUGUUGCUAUGUGUGACCGCAUUAGGAGAGAUUCCUUGAGGUCUGUGUCAAGGCCAUUUGUGAGAGUCCUUGUUCGUAACACCCCCAUCUUUGCCUUCUUCCCUUCGACUCCCUUUCUGUUUAUUUUGGUGUCCUACGGUAACCAAGUGUUCCAAGGGUGUCAACACUCUGUUCUCCCACUGAAGACGGGGCUAUCAAGUUCCAUUGGAGGCUAGCCUUUGAAAGUGCAUCCUCUACCCUGCAGUCCUUGAAAAUAAAUUAUAUUUUAUUUUUAUAAAUGUAUACCUUUUGUUCGCGAUUAGGGGGAAAAUUGAAUAAACGGUGAUGUGCUACUUGAAGAGUGGUUGGGGGCUCUCUAUAUACCUGGGGGCUUGCCAAAAUUUUCUUCAUAAGAGAAUACAUCGGGACCAGAUUUCAAAAAUUGUCAUAGAUUUUUCAAGUACCAGGUUCCUUCACCAAUUUGCAACUUGUUAUAGAUGCCUACUCUCGAUUGGGAAGUUUUACCCAACAAAGAAAUCUAGCUACUAAUUUGAAUCUCACUUUAUAAUUUUGAAGACCAUUCAUAUAUCUGACCAUCAGAUCUAAUUGCAAUUUGGGAGUGUUAUUCUUUCCCAAGUUCCCUACCCUCGACUGAGAAGAUCUGGCUCAUCUGUGUUGUCUACUGUCUAUUUUUAGGUCCAGCUUAUCUACUGCGUUCUGAGGCUAUCCAAGUCUAUCACUAAAUAGAAUACCCUGCUGUUGUGUUCCUUGUGACUGUAUAUAAUCCUAUAAGAGUUCUUGACCUUUUUAAAAGGAUGCUGGAUGAUGUAGAUUUUCCUUACUGAUAAAGAUUUUGCAAAUUUGUAGGACUGUGAACUGCUUUACCUUUCAGAUAGAAAAGAGAAACUCAUUGUAGAGGACAUUGCAGUACCCCCUAUAGCUAUUCGUCCUUCUGUUUUUAUGGAUGCUGGGUUGACAAGGUUGUGUUCUCUUGACUUCAUGCAUUAGUUCACUUUAUGAUCCUUUAGUGAAAGAUUUCCUCUUUAUUGAUAGCACUCUUAGCGAUAAGAGUGCAUGAUUAAGAUUAUGUUUUCCUUUCUUGCAGCAAUGAAGAUGAUAUUACAAUGAAAUUAGGUAUGUUUAAUAAAGAAAAUGCUUCUCUGGGACAGAGUUUACAGGGCGUAGGUACAGGUCUACCAUUCAAAUGUUUGGUAUUAUAAAAGUGCCUUUAAUUUAACCGUGAGAUUUUUUUUUUUUGGGUUAACACGGAAUAUGACUUUAAAUUGAGUCCAAGGGCAAAGCAUGAUUUGUGUAAUCGAUCACAUUUAGUUGGGACGAGGCUUAUUUAAGGAAUGGAGGUUCAAUUUUUCUGCUUAAUAAUUUUAUUAGAACUCAAUUCAUCCCCUUUGUAAUGAUUGUAAUUGAUUUACGUUCUGACAAAUAUUUCUAAUAAAAUAGAAUCAUUUCUCUUCUUUCCUCUUCCACUGUAGCAAGAUCAGAAGCGAACGGGCUGUAGCUUAGAGAUUAUUCUGGGGAUGAUCCCUCUUUCUUUGAUUCGACGGAUGAAAGAGCGCAUGAUUCAGAUGUUGCUUCUUUGGACGCGAAAGGACCGGGAUCUCUUAUUUCGGGAGAAAGCGGAGCCGUUGGUUUGUUUCAAAGCCAAUGCAUGGUUUUGUUCAAUGUCUCAAGAGGAAGCAGGGACGUUUCCGCAGGAACCUAUCUGGGAAGCAUGUUGAAUAUACAGGCAGAACUGUUGUUUCUCCUAAUCCAACCUUAAGAUUACAGAGGUGGCAAUACCAGGUUCUAACUUAUCUUGAACAAGUUUCCCAUAACAAUAUUGAGAAGUUGAGACAACGUGUUCACGAUGGGCCUCAUAAGUAAUAUCUUGAUAAUACCAUGAUGCUAGAUACUAUUCUUUUGAAUCAUUUCCUCUCAUUGGUAGCUCAGUUUUCAUGUUAGAAUAGUGGGAUUAGUUGAAUUAUUCUUCAUGCAUUUGAGGUUUUCUGCCAGAAAACUUGCUGUUGAUUAACUUAAACAUGGUUAUAUAGUGGAAUGCCAUUUGGAAGAUGGGGACAUUGCUCUUUUUAAUCGACAACAAAGCUUACAUCGAAUGUCUAUCAUGUCUCAUAAGUGACUCUGAUGGUGAUGAAAUGAAUAUGCACAUUCCUCAAACAGAGGAGGCUCACACAGAGGCUCUUAUAUUGAUGGGGAAGAAGUUAUAUGUGAGGAUGAUAAAGAAUGGCAUUCAUAUGAAGAAGCACUGGUUGCAAUUACAAUUGAGGAGUCUUUUGAAGCGCUUGAAGGAUUUGGUGAUUUUACUCUUUGCCUCUUCAUGGGGAAGGUUCAUGUCUGAUAUAGAAGCUGCUUGUCAGUUGAUCAUGGAUGAUUGCCCAAAGAAUUUGUCGUUAAUUGAACUCAAUAAUCAUACUCGAAUUGAAGCAUCUUCCAAUGGGAAAAUUUGUCAUAUUUUCAGAGCUCAUGUAGAUGAAUUGCGGAUGGCUGUAGAAGUAGUUAAAUGUGAGGAUGAUAAAGAACGGCAUUCAUAUGAAGAAGCACUGGUUGCAAUUACAGUUGAGGAGUCUUUUGAAGCAUAUCUUACAUUAGUGACGCUUAUCCAUGGUGGGCAAGCCUUCAUUUGGUAAUCUCUAAUCUCUACAACCCACAGUACAGUUCCAAACUUUCUCUUUGGGCUCCAUUAUUUUUUUUUCUAUAGUUUGUAUUUAAGCCCUUACCAGCUUCCCCAACGUCUAUUCUGCCUUUUUUAUUUUACUGGUUUCCUUACUCGAUACUUGUUGCAGAGAUUCUUCUGGAGCAGCUGAAGGAUGCACUUACAGAAUACAAACUCGUUUCUUCACAUGUCGCUCCGGUUUCAAGUAAAAAAUUGGUUACAUAUUCUUCAGAAUUCCUCGGAAGUGGCAGUCAUCGGUUCUUUGCUUGAAUAGGAUCAUCUCUACAAGUUUUUCCUUUGUGGAGUGUUUCUUCUCAAAUUAUUUUCAUGGACUGUUAAUAUAAUGUAAGCCUAAAUAUCUCCUUAGAUUUAACUUUUUUUUUUUUUGUCUGCAUCAUUUUGUCCGCAGUGGUGGAGCUUCUCCAGUGUUGAGGAAGGUGGAGCAUUAGUCGGAUCAUAAAGCUACAACAUUGUAUGUUCUGGGCUCUGGUCUUGCCAUCAUUCUCACAUUUCCUGCAUUAUAUGAGAGCCAUGAAGAUCAUUGACAGAUAUACUGAUAGGGUACAGGGAAUUGCGGAGAUUGUUUGUAAAAUUAGACAAUGAGAUCCUAGCAAGAUCAGACGAAGUAUUUAUAAGGGGAAGCUAAGUUGAUCAACGUUUCCCUGAAAGUCGAUGUGAUAGAUGAUAGAUUAGAUCAAUAUGAUGCUUUUGAGUGUGUGCA